Messenger RNA from Osmerus eperlanus (European smelt), 2443 nucleotides. RefSeq names its product major intrinsic protein of lens fiber b (gene mipb). Gene Ontology annotation, cellular component: plasma membrane. The record is from RefSeq and is a predicted model, not a curated record. Gene Ontology annotation, molecular function: water channel activity. The coding region runs from base 418 to 1209 and encodes 263 amino acids. The transcript is spliced from 4 exons. Gene Ontology annotation, biological process: water transport; transmembrane transport. NCBI's taxonomy places the organism in Eukaryota, Metazoa, Chordata, Actinopteri, Osmeriformes, Osmeridae.
GUCUUUACUCUCGAACCACCCAUCUGGCAUCGAUGCACACCUCUUGAUCUCUCCACACGCUUACACACACACACCUAUGUCUCUACGACAGGUCGACAGGGGAGGCAAGCACGCACAGCUGAGUUGACUUUACCGACCCAGUACACGGCUUGAUGUUUGAUUGUCCUGAUCGUCCAUAGCUUAGAGCUAGAUCUGUGGAGUGGAUCCUUUGUUGACUUUGCUGAACUGUUGUUAGUCUAGCGUUUCGGUCAGCCAAGCUAGCUGACUGCAAAAGGGAAGUCGAUUUUUUUUUUUUUUGAAAUCUUGUGAAAGGAGGCUCCGAGUGAGAGGGUAGUCAUCUACCUCAUCAAGACUCACGUCAACAGAUUUUUGCAGAGAAUCUUCUGUUGUGGGGUGGGCAUCCUGUGAGAAGUCAUCAUGUGGGAGUUCCGGUCCAUGACAUUUUGGCGGGCAGUGUUUGCCGAGUUCUUCGGGACCAUGUUCUUUGUGUUUUUCGGGAUGGGCGCAGCCCUCCGCUGGACCACCGGGCCCCACCACAUCCUUCACGUGGCGCUCUGCUUCGGCCUGGCUGCUGCCACCCUCAUCCAGUCUAUCGGCCACAUCAGCGGAGGCCACAUCAACCCGGCGGUGACCUUCGCCUACCUGGUGGGCUCCCAGAUGUCCCUGUUCCGCGCUGUCUUCUACAUGGCUGCUCAGUGCCUGGGCGCUGUUGCCGGCGCCGCCGUGCUCUACGGGGUCACACCCAACAACAUGAGAGGCAACAUGGCGCUGAACGUGCUGCAGCCCGGCAUCAGCCUGGGCAUGGGCACCACCGUGGAGGUGUUCCUCACCAUGCAGCUGGUGGUGUGUGUCUUUGCUGUGACGGAUGAGAGGAGGAACGGACGCAUGGGCUCGGCUGCUCUCUCCAUCGGCUUCUCAGUCACCAUUGGACACCUUAUGGGCAUGUACUACACUGGUGCUGGGAUGAACCCUGCUAGAUCCUUCGCUCCUGCUGUCCUCUUCAGGAACUUCUUUAACCACUGGGUGUACUGGGUCGGCCCCAUGAUAGGAGGUGCCAUGGGCGCUCUUCUGUAUGACUUCAUGCUGUUCCCACGCAUGCGUGGUCUCUCUGAGCGCCUGGCCACACUGAAAGGCAUCCGAUCUCCCGAGACCGAGACCCAGCAGGACACCCGUGGAGAGCCCAUCGAGCUCAAGACGCAAGCCCUAUAAACCUGCCUCAGCCUGGGAUCCGGGACGAGGAACAGGGCCCUGUGUCUGCCAAGCCCCACACUGCCAACCCCUCACCACAACAACACUUGCACAGACUAACACUCAGAUACUCCUAUUGAAACACAACUAAUAUACAGGUUAAAUGCAGUACACAAAACAUUCAACUGUACACUAACAGGUUCACAACCUUCAACCUCAAGACACAACAAGACUACUCUCCCUCAAACCUCAUUUUGUAUCCUGAACUGGACAUUCUGUUAGGUAGAAGCAACCAGGGCCUGCUCCAUGUGCCUGCCCCUCCCACUUACCUCACCACCACCACCCACACCACCACCACCUUCUCUCAACCAACCCUAGUCUACCUGUCUCACUGCUACACUGCCAGAGGAGGUCAGAGAGUAGGCUGUGUCUAGCAGGGUGACCUGGGGCAGGGGCAGUGGUGUCAGGGGAGAGGAGCGGGAUGAGGGUGAGGUUUAGAGAGGAUAUGGGUGGGGUAAGAGGUGAGAAUAUAGGUGGGCCAUGGGCAUAGGCAGGGGUAGAUUAGAGGGUUGGAGAUUGGGGCAGUAGAAGUGUUAAGGGGUUGGGGGUGGGAUUGUAGUCGUAUAGGGUUGAGUUAGACCAGUGAAGAUGGGCAUGCUUUUCAUUAUUCAUCUGAAUUUAUUUUUCAGUUUUCAGUUUCAUUUUGUUUUCUGCACUUCAGACACAAGACGUGGAUGUAUGAUACCAUUCGAUUUUACCAGGGUUUCAUUUUUCAAAUCACCACAUUUUAUCUGUGUGCAUUUGUGAGUAUUUGUGAGUGUGUGAGUGAGUGAGUGAGGAAGUGUGCAUGCUUCUAUAGUAUGUGUGUGUGUGUGUGUGUGUGUGUGUGUGUGUGAGUGUGGGUGACAUUGAAUGAGUGAGUGCGUGUUUGUGUGCUGGUAUGUAUGAGUGUUAUUUUAAGUGAACGUGCCUGUGUUUGUGUGUACGUGUGUGUGUGUGUGUGUGUGUGUGUGUGUGUGUGUGUGUGUGUGCGUAUGUGUGAUCACAGAUAUAGUACUUUUCAUUUUGUUUAAUUUUCAUUACAACUCUCCUGUUUUGUACUGUAUUGUUUCAUUUGUCAUCAAUUUUUAAGACAUUAUAAUUUCUCCUCCCCUCACUGUGGUAUUUGCUAUGAUAUUCAUUUUUACAUAAACCAUCUGCUUUUUUGUUCUGAAAAAAAAAAAAAAAACACGCAAUCCAAAUGAAAUGUUUUGAU